Molecule: messenger RNA, 1708 nt
Organism: Orbicella faveolata
Lineage: Eukaryota; Metazoa; Cnidaria; Anthozoa; Scleractinia; Merulinidae
Product: von Willebrand factor D and EGF domain-containing protein-like
Source: RefSeq, a predicted model, not a curated record
AUUGAUAACGAUAUCGAACGUGGCCUAUUGUGAAGGUACGUGUCUCGCGUUUCAGCAUUGACGGAAAAACACUCUGACUUAUUAUAACUUUAAUACCACAAAUGAAUACAGUCAUCCCUAUUUUUACUAAAGGUUUCAGAGCUUUCUAAAGAAGAACGCAACUGAACUCAUCUCAGUAUACUGCAGGAGUUGUGCAAAAUGUUGCGUACAGGAAUUGUUUCGCUUGGAUACUUCCUUAUUCUUGUACUUCCAAGUUUUUUUGUUUGCCCGACACGAGGUUGUGGUGACUGUUGCAGCACCACUACUUACAAAUCGAUCAACGAGCCCCGCCGUAGUACGAAAGCUGUUUGGAAAGCUGGAGAAAAGCCUUUUUGUGAUCGAGCUCUGCGAUGGGGAUGGUAUCGCUUUACAAGCUAUACUGGCGGAAAAAUCCCAGAAUGGAAGGUGCCGGAGGAUCACUGUGGUACACAAGCUCCAGUUUGGCUGAACGGAAAACAUCCAGAAAUCAAAGGAGAAAAUGUGGUUCGCGAAGCAUGCAUCCACGUCUUUGGUGACGGUUGCUGGGAGCGGUUUGAUAUCAACAUAACGAACUGUGGCGAUUAUUUCGUUUACUACCUUAGGCCAGCUUACUACUGUGCCGUCGCUUAUUGUGCAGGUGACAAGGAACCGUGCCCCUAUGGAAAGGAAGGAGUAUACCCUGAUUGUUUCGACCCACCUCAGGAGUUUUCAAGUGAAAACCUUGGCGAUCCUGAGAUUUCCUUCAAGCCGGAUGAUGAAAAUGUUGAAGUCACCCUACUUUGUAGAGUCAAAGUGCUUAAUGGAAUCGAGAACUGGAGAAACGUAUCUUACAAAAUCGAAUGGUUUGCUGAAGGAGUAUCUUUAAACGAGGAUGAAAUAUGCGGCAAUCUCCCCAAAGGGGAGGUAAACGCUAAGCCUUGCCCAGGAAAUGCGGGAGAGCUUGUUUCGAGACUGUCAGGAAAAAAGUAUAAGAUUAGCCAGUGGAUAUCUUGUAAUGUCUCUGCGAAAUUUACCACCUCUCCAAGAAACGUUUGGUCGAACCCGAAGGCAGUUAUGGAACCAUUCUAUGUGGGACUACAGUUUUAUCCCAGGACUACUAGACUGAAUUUUAUCACUCAAGUCACUUGUGGCCUAUCCAUCAGUACGAUAACUAUUACCCCAACAAUACCGGCACGUCAAAAUGAAAAUAAAGAAUGGCCAAAGAUAAGUUUCUGGCUACCGCCUGAGAUUCAACUAGUAGACCAAAGUCAAUGUGACACUGAGCUGAGGGGAACACAAGAAAUCACACUACGAAUAAAGGCAACUUGUCCAGCAGCUGGAGCCACAGAAGGUCUGAAAGCUAUAAUCCCGCAUAUAGCUAACUUGCAUAGCAAAGUUUGGAACUCAAAAGUUAGCCUACCAGCAAUAUGGGUGAAUGUCUUCAAGCCUUCGGACACUAUACACACAUGUAGAUCGUUUGGGGGUCCUCAUUUUACUACACUGGAUUGGAAUUCAGGAUACUACAAUUUUAUGGGGCUUGGUGAUUAUAUCAUGUACAGAAAUACAGAGAGGAACUUUGAGGUAAGAAAUAUAAUUUUUUUACGAUGGUCAAGCUGCUCGCUUGUUCAAUAAUGCCAUAAAAUUAAAUUUAGACUAAAAGUAAUAAGAGAUUAUGAGAGUGCGUUCGACGCUCUCACUUUAAUAUAUAAAU